Protomyces lactucae-debilis is the source of this 1926-nucleotide messenger RNA. RefSeq lists its product as uncharacterized. The transcript has a single exon. The record is from RefSeq and is a predicted model, not a curated record. Gene Ontology annotation, biological process: RNA 3'-end processing. Lineage: Eukaryota; Fungi; Ascomycota; Taphrinomycetes; Taphrinales; Protomycetaceae. Gene Ontology annotation, molecular function: nucleotidyltransferase activity. Bases 1 to 1926 code for a protein of 641 amino acids.
AUGUCAGACUCAUCGAAAGCAAACAAAGACGCGCUGGAUGAACCAUCGCAAAAGCCCAUCAACGGCUCAGGUGGUGGUAUCAUGACGAUGGAAGUCUAUCCUUCCGGUACUACGCCCUUCUCUGGACGUCCAGGUGAAAGUGGGAAUCCUAUGCCUGUACAAACGAUCGACACGCCUUAUGGCCAAUUCUCGCAAGUAACGAUGAAAUUCCCAGGAUUAGGUAGGGAGAUGGAGCAGCAGAAUCAGUCAAGUAGUGGCACGUCCACAAUUCAAGGAGGCGUGACUCUGAAACGGAACGAAUUGCCACCAGAGAUGGCGCAUUUGGGUAACAGCUUCCAGUCCUUCACAAUGAGCUUCCCGCAAAUUGAGGAACAUGUUCCUGUAUCGCACAAAGCAUCUGAUGUAGACUCUCCAGCUGCACAAGAGCCGGCUGCUACUAUAGCGAAAGCCAAACCUCCACGCGCCAGAGGGAAGAAGACUAAAGUGAUCGAAAGAGAGGAAGACGAAGGCCUUGUUCCUCCAGAGCCGCCCGUCCUCUUAGAAGCCUCAAACAAGAUGCUGCUGGAGGUUUUGCCAUCUGUCCUUGAGAGAUUGGGCUCAAGCUUCGAUGACAUUGGUAGAUACGAGAAAAGGGCCAUCACCUUUAUGCGAAGCAUGACCUUGCUUUUCAGAUUCAAGCAGGCGUUUGUGCACAGUGACAUUGACAAACAACUUGCAAGGCUAAGGAAGGAAGAGGAAGACUAUGUCAAGACCUUUGGUGGCCGUCUUCAACUCCUUGAGAUGGCUGUGCAGUGCGGUUAUCUAUCCCGAACGCAUACCAAGCGUGGUGACGAAGUUUACGUUGGCACAAAACGAGGUGUUUACUUGAUUGAGCCGCGUCAAAGGCGUGAACCGUUAGAUUGUGGUCCAUCCGGUCUACUCGAGUCGCAGAUUCGUCAAAACUUUGAAGCGCUGCGUCCUACAGCCGAGUCAGAUAGAGAUCGUGAGGAAAUCGUCCUUGACUUACAGCGAUUCCUCAACCGACACUUCCGAGCUGCAGGUCUUCAAGUCGAGCUUUUUGGCUCUUCAGGCAAUCUAUUGUACACACCCAGGAGCGACCUCGAUCUGUGCUGCUUCUACACAAAGCUUCCACCACCCACCUACGUCUCUGUUCGACAAUUCGCCAAUAGUUUCAGGAGAACGGGUUGGGCCAAGAUGGUUGAGUGCAUUGACCACGCAAAAGUACCUGUUGUCAAGUUUGUGCACCCCCCAACAAACCUACAUGUGGACGUUUCUAUUGAGAACGCAAUUGCUAUUGAGAACACGAUUCUCAUUCGCAAAUACGCCGAACUUGAUAUACGAUUCCAAGCGUUAGCAUUUGCCCUCAAGACUUGGUGCAAGCGGCGAUGCAUCAGUAAUCCAAGUGAAGGCACAUUAUCGAGCUAUUCCUGGACACUCAUGCUCAUCCACUUCUUGCAGCAUACUUCACCACCGGUUCUGCCCAAUUUGCAGGCAACUGACGAUCCAACUACACAGCUGAGCGAGUAUAUACAUUCGCACAUGGGCAAGAAGGUUAUUUGUGCCUACGAUGCAGAUCCAAUCUUUAGAUCCCAAAACACAGAGAGUGUUGGUAAGCUACUGCUUGGUUUCUUUCAUUACUAUGCGCAUCUUUUCAACUUUAAGCAACAAGUCAUCACCAUCAGUCAUCCGCUGAGGCAGAGACCCCUGUCGAAAGCAACAAAGGCCAAACAACCAGAGUGUGGUGCACCGGCAGAUUGGCUCAACAAGCGCAUCUGUAUCGAAGAUCCCUUCAUCAGAACACGCAAUACAGGCGUCGGAUGUGCUCCAUUACUGGCAGACUGGACAGAAGCUGAACUUUUGAGAGCAUUCCAGAUCUUGGACGAAGGUGGCAGUUUUGCUGAUAUUGUCGAGUUUUGCCUACCGUAA